GCAUUAAUUUAGUUUUAGUUGCACCUUGUAUAUCGAAAUUUAAAAUUGCGACAUUUGAUGACCAUGUAUAAGAAUUAUUCUUAAAUUUGAACAAGGAAAACUGUUCUCUGCCUACGCUGUUUGAAAAGUUCUUGUGAUAAUUACACUCUUAUUAUUUAUUUAUUUUCUUUUAAAGGGUUGAAAACGUGCAAUAUGAUUUGAAAAUUAAGGUUCACAAAUAUUUAUGUUCCAAUUUCCAAUACGACGCAUGACGGAAGGACCUAUUCCAAAACAGUAUAUCCGAAAUAGAAACCACAACAAGAACAAACCAUUCUAGACUAGACUAAACUUGUCAAAACUUUUGAGUUUUACAGUUUUGGCUAACCUAACUUUCCACUUUCCACCUUUGUAGUUCUGAAAGUAUCUACGUCCCUCACCUGUGCUUUUCGCUAAAUGUAAACAGAAAUAAGACGUGUUGAAAUGACGGAUCAAAUAAUUUCGGAAUUAGAAAAUGCUGCGGGGGUCAUAAUGGCACCCCCAAACGUUGUCACAAAUGAACAAAGGCAUGCAGCUGAAAGCAUUUUCUUAGAUUUUAGGAAGAGCAAAUCACCUUAUUCAAUAUGCAGGGAGAUUCUUGAAAAAUCCCAAAACCAUUUUGUCAUGUUCGAAGCUGCGGAAAUAUUAAAAGUAGCCGUUAUUAGGGAAUGGUCUUUUCUCUUGGAAUCCGAUAAAGUUUCACUUAGACAGUAUCUAUUUCAAUAUAUCACUACUAGAGAAGUUCCCCCUUUUGUUAAAGAUCGUAUAUUACAAGUGUUAGCAAUCAUGGUCAAAAGAGCAAGUAUAGAUGACGGCGGAAAAGAACGAGCAAAUAUUUUACGUGAAGUUGAAAAUCUUAUUGUAAACGCUGAAUCAGACAAGAAAAUUUUGGGCUGUAAUAUCAUUACGAAUUUGAUGCAAGAGUAUGCAUCGACUGUUAAAUCGACAGACGUGGGCCUACCUUGGGAGGUCCACUUUAAGGCCAAAAAACAAUUUGAAACCACAGAUUUGAAAAGAAUAUUUCAGUUUUGUAUAUAUUUAUUAUCGGAAGCCGUUAAAACUGAUCCUCCAUAUUCUGAGUCAAUGAUGCUACUCAUGGGACAUUUGUUAAGGAUUACGGAACGAAUCUUAACAUGGGGUUAUGUUUCUCCAAUCCUUCCCAAAAGGUUAAUCGGCAUCUACGAAUCAGUUUACGAAUCUGACGCGGCCCCAGCUCUAAAACUAACAUCGUCAUGGUCUGAAAUCAUAUUCAAUCCUGGGCUUUUACCGAUGAUGUUCCAAAUGUAUUGGAAAGUGAGAGAUUUAGAGCAACUGGCUCAUCCUUCUUUGACUUGUUUGGUGCAGCUGGCAUCUUUGAGUGGCGGAAUAGUGUCCUCGGAUGAAACCAGGCAUAAGUACCUUCAUUCUUACAUAAUGACUCUCCUGAACCUUAUAUCAAAUGUGACUAUAAAGAGCAAGGAAUCUCUUGGUAUUUCAAAUAUAGUGAAAAAAUUGGUAAUAUUUUACAUACACGACAUACCGAAACUUCCGGACGGUGUCGUCGAUACGUUGUUGGAUGAGUUUACACGGUUGACGUGUCACUUUUGUGACGGGGCUGCUAUAGAGGAAAUGUCCGACGAAGACACCUAUUUCAGUGACGCCUUCGACAAUAUGCUAGAAGCCUGGUCUACGCUCGUCCAGGAAUUUGGCUCUCUAGAAAACAACUUGGUCGAGUGUUCCAAACGGAUCUUCAAUAAGUACGUUCAGUGUCACAUAGCUCCCCCGGACGGCUGCAGACAAAGCAACAACGGCGACGUUGAGGAUAUAGAGGACAACGAGGAUAAAGACAGAAUCCAUUACAAAGACCAACUGCAAACUAUAGGGAUGUUCGGAAGGGUAGUACCUGGCCACACCUUGCCGCUGCUGUUCAAGUUAUUGGAGGCGAGAAUAGAAAAACUGGUAGCGCAACUGGAGUCCAUGCACAACCGUGCGAUGAACAUAUCGGAAGCGGCGGCCUUAGACAACCUCUUCGAGGACAUCCACUGGAUUCUGCUAAUAUCUGGCCACGUUCUGUGCAUGGACAGCGACGGCGAAACGCCGAUGAUCCCCUCCGAAAUAAUGCAGUAUUCGAUCGAUCAGAACAAACGCAACGAGACCACCCUCGAAGCCACCAUGAAAGCCUUGAUAGCGGUGGAAUCGAAGGUGCACAUCCCGGAGAACUUCGAACAGUGUGAUCACGUGAUCAGGAUUGUUUUUAACGUAUUGAAAAUGUGUAUCGUGGAAGACUUCGCGGUUUCUAUCGCCGUUUCUCACUUUUUGAGUCCCGAGGUUGGUUCGACGCUGAUGUGGUUCUUGAAGAGGUGGUGCUUGUCCUAUCUGUUGCCCGUUGAAAAUUAUUAUCAGGAGUUAAGUCCGACGCUCAUCGGCUGUCUCGGCAAAGACACAGACUGUGCGAAACUGGUGGUAAGAUAUGUUAUAGCAAAGAUACAGUCCAAUCUGUAUUAUUUCCAAUCAGAACCUGUUCUUUUAAGGGACACCGUCGAUUUGUUCUGUGAUAUAGUCUGCGUUAAACAGAAAUCGACGCACAUCAUAAAAACGGAGAGCAUGAGAAACCUCAUCCGUCUACACGAGGAAAUGCAACCGGGCACCUUACCGCUCAACAUCCUCCGGGGCCUGUUCAAAGGCUUCGUCCUAGCCGGGGUGGCCCUGCAGAACCCCCAGGACAUGAACAGUUACUACGAAAUGAUCUUGACGCCAUUACAGCAACGUUUCAAGGGCCUGCUCGGCCAGGAGAACUUCACCAGGAUCUGCCACGAGGAGAAAAUCCAAAAAAUCGUCAUCGACUUACUCGAGUGCUUCAUAGGGAUCGCGAAGGGCUCCCAAAUGGCGAGCGUGGAGAUCCUAUUCCACUUCCUCGCCCCCAUGCUGAGCGAACUUCCCGUGUUUCUGACCGUUUACAACAACUACCAAAUCGUCGUACAGCUGAUCCUGGAAUUGUUCGGGCAAUGCGCCAAGUACAUGUUGUGCUAUCUGUCGCCCAUGGACAGCAAGAGGUUGUACGAGAGUUCCCUGGCCACCGUCCAAGCGUACGCCAAGUGUAACGCCGGACGGUUGUCUACGGAAGCGCUAUCCGAAGACAGCAGCUUCCAGGACUUGGCCUUGGUGCUCGACCUCCUCACUUUUAUAUUAUCUAAAGAUUGCAUAGAUUUGUGCGCCAACACUAACAACGAGGAGAUAAACGUGACGGCGUCCGACGUUUCCCUGUUCGGGUUGAAUUUCAUAAUGCCGCUCAUGACGUUGGACUUGCUGAAGUACCCCAGCUUAUGCGCCCAGUAUUACAGGCUUCUGGUUCUGAUAAACGACAUCUACCCGGAGAAAAUCUGCAACCUCCCGCCCGGUUUGCUGAGAACCCUCCUGCAGUCCAUAGAGUUAGGUCUAACGAAUUUCGGGUCGGACAUCGUUCAAGCUUGCUUGGACUUCAUACAAGGCAUGUCGACUUACGUAUUUAGGCACAAGCUGUUGAACGCACCGAUCGCUGAGGGCCUGAGGCCUUUCUUGAAGAUGCUCAUGGACCUAACGCUGUCCAAUCAGAUAAAUUCGGACUCGAUCAGUACGGCGAGUACCUGCAUUUACUCGUUGAUGUGCUGCUACCAGGAGGAUUACCAGAUCCUGGUGCAGAGUUUGAUACAUAUGCAGGGCGAUCCCAUGAUUGCCGAGAGGUUAGCGGCGGCUUUUACUAAUUUAACAUCGCUCGUUGCGAUGACGUGUGAACGGCAGCCUAAACUGCGGUUCAGGGAUAAUUUCGAGAAGUUCAUAGCGAACGUCCACGGGUUCCUGCUGGUGAAGUAGAUUUGUUGCUUUUCUCUGAGAGUUGUGAUUUUUGGGACGUGAGUAUUUAAUGGAAGGAGUAAGUCGUGCAACAGAUGAUAUUAUAAUUUUUUUAUCGGAUGAAAGUUUGAUUUUGCCGUACCGUCGUAUCAGGAGAUGGUACGGGCGUUCUUUAUCAUAUUAUGUUUUUAAGUGUUGAUAUAUGCAAUUUUAUGUGUGUUUUACUCCCUUUGUAUUUUUCUACAGAUUAUAAACAUUUAUUUAUAAAUUAUACUAGAUAUAUUUAAUUAAUUCUUCAAUUCUGUGUAUUUGAGGUGCGUUCGACGUAUUUCACCCGUCAAAACAUGUAAUUCUUUGUGCGGUAUAACAAAGUUAUAAGUAUCAGUAAAAAUUUCUUAAUUACUUUAUAAAAAAAUUGAGACUUGUUGGUAGCACUGAACAUGUCAUUUUUUAAGAUCGGAGGCUGUGAUUUUGCGACAAAUUUUCCUAUUUUCGAAGCAGCGACUCAUUGAAUUUUGUUUAUUUUUUUGUAAUUACGUAUUUUGGUGGGUGCAGUACGAACCGUCUGGGGUCACGUAUCGUGUAAAAUAUUCGCUAUAUUGUACCGCAGUUUUAAAAUGCCUGAUCAUCACUUGUCUAAAAUAUUGAUAUAAAAGUAUUUUUUAUAUUGAUCAACCAUUUUAUUGUAAAAGUAUUUAUUACGAAAUAAAGUG
Molecule: messenger RNA, 4535 nt
Organism: Anoplophora glabripennis (Asian longhorned beetle)
Lineage: Eukaryota; Metazoa; Arthropoda; Insecta; Coleoptera; Cerambycidae
Product: exportin-4
Exons: 9
Coding region: 460-3843 (1127 amino acids)
Biological process (GO): protein export from nucleus
Cellular component (GO): nuclear pore; cytoplasm
Molecular function (GO): small GTPase binding; nuclear export signal receptor activity
Source: RefSeq, a predicted model, not a curated record